AUGAAAAGAUGUGGCAGCGCAAUCCAGCGCUGCUUUCGCUUCGUCCUCUUUUUUUGCCCAUUUCUCCCAGCAGAUGCUUUGCGCCCGGAGAUGCAUUUGGAUUUGGAUGCGGAAAGUGGAGAUGAGAAGCAACGCAGCAGCACUGGCCUGGGUACAACGGUUCAGAUGCUGAUGCAAGCUGCCGACAGUUUCUUCAUGAGUGCGGACAUGGUGGCAGAACGCGCAGAGGCAGAAAACUACCACUUGGCCUUUGGGGUGUCCAGCUUGGGACUCGAACUCCAAGAUCGCUUCCGGAUGUUCGCAGUGACUCGCGCUUUUGAACUGGCAGGACGAGCGAAGAAUGAAGGUCACAGCAUGGAUUCAGAUCCUUCCUCUCCGCCGAAAAACAAAGAAGAAGAAACAAAAUCCAUCGUAGCAAAGUCCAUCGAAUUGAUGAAACCCGAUGCCAAUUUCAGCUGCCAAGACGAUCGAAAUUUGGAUCUUUGGCUCCGAGGAAUGAGAUCCGAGCUGGGUACAAGGAGAGCUCGGGGGACUGCACAACAUUUUCGCGCCCGCACGACGUUGAAGAACUAUUGCAACAUCCUGGAAAUUGUGAAGGACAAGGCCAGAAAUGUUCAGGUUGACAUGGAGGACGUGAGGCGCCUCCAAGAGGCAGCAAGUUCUGUUGGAGCAACCAGAAAGAUGGAAAAGCCCGAGCCUGUGCAGCGUGGUCCCAUGCAUCAAAGUGAAGAGGACAAGCGAAAUUGGCAUCGUGCAGAAGCGAUCCGGAAUCUGAACUGGAUCUCCAACUGGGAUGCUUCAGAUGUCAAUCUGUUGAAGGAGCUUCAUGUCAGGGUUGACUGGCUGACGGUCGAGCCUGAGACGACCAAGAAGCCAAGUGGGAAGGCAGGCCGCGUCAAAGAAAAGCUGCUUGAGGGUGCAAAGUUCGUCGGCAAGUACACAAAGGCAUAUCUGAAGAAAUUGGGCAAGAGCAGUACGCUCUUUUUUUCGAACUGCUGGAGCAGCUUCAAGCGUCAUCUUCGGAAUUCUGAGCGCCGCUGCGAGAGGGAAAAUGAAGAAGGUUCUAAAAAAGCUGCAAAGACGGCCGGACUUCCACACAGCACCAGCCAAAAGACCAUUUCCCAGAGAGCCCACAGAUUGUCAAGCAUGGAGGUUGGAGUCCUAAAGAAAGAACGCGGCAAAGUUGAGAAAGCCAUGGAUGUAGCGAUCCACGAUGCUGAUCUAGGUUCCCUUCCAGAAGACGAGGCAAAAGCGAAGCUAGGCACUGUUCGCCAAACAGCACAAGAACUUCACCAGCAAUUUGACAAAGGAGAGCUUGACCGGAUCGAUGAGGCCGAGGAGAUCAUCGACGAGGUCGAAGGCACUGUUUGCAAGACUCAACGAAAAUCAGCGUUCCAACGUUUGAAGGACGUGUUCCGAAAAUCGAAGGACUCUUUGAUGGCUGGCUUCAAGAUGACAGCGCCCAAUUUGGGCAUUCGCGGCGUUGGGAUGUCGGCGUCUGGCUUUGGUGGCGGACUGGAAGAGGUGGUGGACUUCCGAAAUCGAGAGAUUGCUCAGUUUCGGUGGGGUGCUGGCUUCUUUGGAGCUUCAGUGGGAGGAAUGGGCAUGGGCGGCUAUGCGGGAAUCGGCUGGAAAGGAUAUAAAGAGAACUGGACUUUGCAAGAGGCCCAAGUCACAGGCCUUUGGACUUCCAAGGGUUUGACACCAUCCAUCUUCGGGAUCAAUGCAGGUCUAAGCGUCACCUUCGGGACUGAUGCGGACAAUUCAGUCCCAGGCCCAUGGGUGCCUGAGCCACAUGGCAUGAGCAGCGUGCUAUUGGGCUGGAGCGUCGGGGCUAGCAUCACAAAGGCGGUGGUGCCAAUUUCAGUGGACUUUGGCGCAUCCUACUGUUGGUACCUAAACUCGGAGUGCUUCGAAUCCUUGGAGGAGUUCAUCAAGUACUUGUGGCUCCCGCUUUGCAAGGAUUGUCAAGGAACAAGCGAGCGUGCCAUCGUUUCUGGCUUGCGCUUUGGGAUUCACGCGCCCAGCUUUCCAAUCAUCAGUGAAAUGGCCUUUUCUGUCAUUGCAGCCUUGUAUGACCGGCGUGUUCGUGAGACUGACUACAAGCCAGAAUGCUCACCGGGCAGUGUGACAACCAGAAAGGAUCCGGCGCACCUUAUCCGCCAAAUUGGAGAUUUGAUGUUUACCAACGCACGGCUGCUGGAAGACUUGGUCAGCAAAUGGGAUGUCUUUGUCCACGAGAUGAGCAUGGCCGAGGCGUACAACCCUGACAUGGAGAAGUCCAAGGAGUAUAGGAAAUGGCUGAAGGCGGACGCGGGAGCGGACGCGGGAGCUCAAGCUGCAACUACAGAAUUUCAAGCGUGUCCAAAGCAGGGCCCCAUCUCAGAAAUCUCGAGCGACACGAUGGACGUGUUCAAGGAGAUGACUGACGAUGAGUUGCAUGGCCUGUGCAAGACUUACAAGAAGCAGUUUGGCUUGGAACUCUUCUGCGACGCUCCGGGCCAGACCCGCCAGAGCCUAGAGGAACGGCUCUUGAUCUAUGACAAUCUGAAAGAAGGAUGGCUUUCAACUCAGGACUUGCAAAAGUUGAUGAUGGCGCUUCGAUCUACGUCAAUUGCAGGCAAAAUCUUUGCAGAGAGAAGGCACGAGUGCCUUCACAACGACACCACCAAGAUCCUAUCGUCGGUGGACGCCCGCGUGUACGUUUACCGAUGCAUGCCGUCUCUUGAAGGCUUGAAAGUUUUAGAAUCGAAAGCAACUGACAAACAGAUGCUCAGACUAUGCGAGCUUAAGGGGCUUCAAUGCAGCUCAGAGACCAACGUGGUUUGGAAAAAGGCAUGUAAAGUCUGCGACACCAGAGCGAUUCGGAAGCUUCAAAAGUUCUGUGCCAAGUGCGGCAAGAAGGAGAUCGACAAGCACGGCAUGGCCACGAAGAUUUUGCAGGUUUUUGGUGGUGGCUUCAUUGAGCCUGCUGGGCCAAACAACCCCUUUGGCUCUUGCGAGAGGACGGAGGAUUGUUGGAUGCCCAACACCGAGUGCAUCGGAAAUGAAGGCAGCAAGGUCUGUUCCUGCAAGGCCGGCACUUGCUUCAACCUCGUGAAGAACAUCCGGAAUUGGAAAGACAACACGGAUAUGUUCCCGAUCUGUCAGGCUGAAUCAAGCGCUUGGAGAGAGAUUGUGGCGGGAAUGAAGCGUAGCUUCUUGAUCUAUCGCUACACUCUGGGACUGAUGGCCAGCCAAAUCAAAGCGCUGCCCAAAAAUUGAUGGCAACCUGUGGUGGCUGACAGGGUCAGUCCAUGUAUUCCACGUCUGCCUGUUGGCUAAAUGCCAGAGGCAAAAAUGGCCAAAAAAUCGGCAUCGCUUCAUGGAGUUUCCAGCUGCGACAAAAGGG
Messenger RNA from Cladocopium goreaui, 3391 nucleotides. Lineage: Eukaryota; Dinophyceae; Suessiales; Symbiodiniaceae. The record is from the annotation of a GenBank genome assembly.